AUGGAUCCGUACAACCAGCUGGGAAGCAUGUGCGGGAUGGAAAGGGGAUGGCUCAGAGACCAAGGAGCAUCCCCAUUUCACAACCAGCAGCUGGAAGCCCAGGACCAGCAGGAGGGGCGGCUGGAAGCCCAGGACCAGCAGGAAGGGCAGGUAGAAGCCCAGGACCAGCAGGAGGAGCAGCUGGAAGCCCAGGACCAGCAGGAGGGGCGGCUGGAAGCUCAGGACCAGCAGGAGGAGCAGCUGGAAGCCCAGGGCCAGCAGGAAGGGCAGGUGGAAGCCCAGGACCAGCAGGAGGAGCGGCUGGAAGCCCAGGACCAGCAGGAGGGGCAGGUGGAAGCCCAGGUCCAGCAGGAAGGGCAGGUGGAAGCCCAGGGCCAGCAGGAGGGGCAGGUGGAAGCCCAGGGCCAGCAGGAAGGGCAGCUGGAAGCCCAGGACCAGCAGGAAGGGCAGGUGGAAGCCCAGGACCAGCAGGAGGGGCAGGUGGAAGCCCAGGACCAGCAGGAGGAGCAGGUGGAAGCCCAGGACCAGCAGGAAGGGUGUCUGGAAGCCCAGGACCAGCAGGAAGGGCAGGUGGAAGCCCAGGACCAGCAGGAAGGGCAGCUGGAAGCCCAGGACCAGCAGGAAGGGCAGGUGGAAGCCCAGGACCAGCAGGAGGAGCGGCUGGAAGCCCAGGACCAGCAGGAGGAGCAGCUGGAAGCCCAGGACCAGCAGAAAGGGCAGGUGGAAGCCCAGGACCAGCAGGAGGGGCAGGUGGAAGCCCAGGUCCAGCAGGAAGGGCAGGUGGAAGCCCAGGGCCAGCAGGAAGGGCAGGUGGAAGCCCAGGACCAGCAGGAGGAGCAGCUGGAAGCCCAGGACCAGCAGGAGGAUUAGCUGGAAGCCCAGGACCAGCAGGAGGAGCGGCUGGAAGCCCAGGACCAGCAGGAAGGGCAGGUGGAAGCCCAGGACCAGCAGGAGGAGCGGCUGGAAGCCCAGGACCAGCAGGAAGGGUGGCUGGAAGCCCAGGACCAGCAGGAAGGGCAGGUAGAAGCCCAGGACCAGCAGGAGGAGCAGCUGGAAGCAGAAGGGACAGGGACACUGCGCAUCCCCAAGGCACAGGAGCAGCGACAUCCUGGUCCCCUCUGUGCCCACCGGGAUGCUCGAGAGCCCGGCCAGGAGCAGGAAAACCCAGCAGCUGCUCGGGGCAAGCAGAGGGAGACGCAGCCUGAGCCCAGGCCAGGCCAGCAGGGGAAUUUCUGUGUCUCGCAGCCCCAGAGGCACAGAGGGAAGUCCCGGAGCUGACCCAGGCAGCGGCUCCUCCCCGCCCCAGCAUCACCCACAGGCUGAGCUCCCGCCAGUCCCGUUUUUCAGGGAUAAACCCACCCGACAGUGGCAGUAAUUGCUGAGGAUGCGGUGGUUGGUUGGAGCCCGGGCAGCUCCUCCAAGUGCUGGGAAGAUCCUUACAGCCCCCUCAUUCUCGGUACCUUUCAUUAGCGCACGUUUUUAGCUUUAAAGCCUGCCCAGUGAGGCCCCGGGAGUUUAUCCAAGGAAAGGGCACGAUGCCAUCCAUAAGGAAAGGAUCCCAGAAUGUCCUGAAGGAUGGAGCCCGUCCCUCCCCACGCCUCCCGGCGGAGGGGGAACAUCCCCAGCCGCGAUUCUGCACGUUCAGGGGAGGCAAAAAGCGAAGUGCUGCUGGAAAUAACCCCUCGACUUCAGGCAGAGCUCGUUCUGCCGGCUCCCCGCGGCUUCUCCGUUACGAGGCACCACAGAAAGCAGUUUCCAGCCAGCAGAUAU
Molecule: messenger RNA, 1770 nt
Organism: Taeniopygia guttata (zebra finch)
Lineage: Eukaryota; Metazoa; Chordata; Aves; Passeriformes; Estrildidae
Source: RefSeq, a predicted model, not a curated record